AUGAUGUUUACGCCCGCAAAGCUUGCAGUCUUGCUGUGCGCUUUUGUCUCGACCGCCGUCGUUGCCACGCCUAGCCCUGCAGUGGCAUCCAACGAUCUCGGACCUUGGUUCGCGACAACGGUCACGGUUUCGAUGGGCGGUGGUGGCCCAGGAGAGUUUCAAGCGACUGUGCAACUCCAGGUCCGCAGACAUGACAAUGGAUUGUAUGGUAACGUCCCGCCCGGGUGGAGUCUCACGUUCAAGGAGACUGGCCGUGAUGGCCGUGGAGGUGUAAGUGGUCGCAUGAUCAUCGACCAGAACAAUGGCAACAAGCUUGAUUGGGUAGUCCAUCACAGAUACGGUCAGGUGAUGCUUUCCUACUACCAUAUCAACAGCUUGUACAUCGGAGGCGUCCUCGUCGACAACUGGGCCGAUCUCAGCGUCGAAGUCGUUAGCGCUGGCGAGACAAUCGCGGCUUACUAG
Molecule: messenger RNA, 462 nt
Organism: Mixia osmundae IAM 14324
Lineage: Eukaryota; Fungi; Basidiomycota; Mixiomycetes; Mixiales; Mixiaceae
Exons: 3
Coding region: 1-462 (153 amino acids)
Source: RefSeq, a predicted model, not a curated record